CCUGAUCAGCGGGGCCGGAAUAAUAAACCAUGCAGCCCGCGGGCCGCUCCCAGAGCUGCCAUGAGACACGGUGCCGGAGCCCAGCCGCUGCUGCUCAACAUGUACCUGCCAGAUCCAGUCGGAGAGACUCUGUUCAAGGAGGGGAAGAGCCCGGCGUGGGGAUCGCUCAGCCCCGGCGUGCAGAAAGGCAGCGGGCAGAUCCAGCUGUGGCAGUUCCUCCUGGAGCUCCUGUCGGACCGCGCCAACCUGAGCUGCAUCGCCUGGGAGGGCACCACCGGGGAGUUCAAGCUGAUCGACCCGGACGAGGUGGCCCGGCGCUGGGGCGAGCGCAAGAGCAAGCCCAACAUGAACUACGACAAGCUGAGCCGGGCCCUGCGCUACUACUACGACAAGAGCAUCAUGACCAAGGUGCACGGGAAGCGCUACGCCUACAAGUUCGACUUCCAGGGCCUGGCGCAGGUCUGCCAGCCCGCCGCCCCCGACCACGCCCUCUACAAGUUCCAGGGCAACCUGGCGCCCCUGCCCUUCUCGGGGAUCUCCAAACUCAACCUCAUGGCCCCGGGGGUGACGCCCACCAGCUUCUCCUACUGGCCAGGGGCCGCCCCCGCCCUCUACCCCGGCCACGGCCUGCAGCCCUCCGCCCCCUUCAGCGCCAUGGCCGCCUCCCACAUCAACAACAUGAAUAACCACUACCACUAGAGCCCGCCGGGGCGUGCCGGGGGCGGGGGGGCUUGCCUUUGGGUUCCCCUUCGAGGGACCCCCCUUUGCUUGCGGCCCUUCGGGGGGAGAGGGGGCUUUUCUGAGUGGGUGGCUGGACCCCGUAAGAGAUGGGUCCGUCUCCCUGCCCACCUCACCCUCAUCCCCUCUGAGCCAGGACAGCAAUUAGGCCGAGCCAGCGCCCCACCGGCAAUGCCAGCCAUGCCCAGAGGGUGAGGUUCUCCCAGGGCAGCAUCUGGGGGUGGUGGGGAAGAGGCAGCUUGCGGCCGGGGUCGCCAGGCUGCAGUCACCAGAGGCCCCAGGCCCAGCAUCUCUCUAGCCCAGCCCCUCUGUCUGCCAUGGGGCCCAGCCUCUCUCUAGCCCAGCCCCUCUGUCUGCUGGGGGCCCAGCAUCUCUCUAGCCCAGCCCCUCUGUCUGCCGGGGGGCCCAGCCUCUCUCUAGCCCAGCCCCUCUGUCUGCCGUGGGGCCCAGCCUCUCUCUAGCCCAGCCCCUCUGUCUGCCAUGGGGCCCAGCAUCUCCCUAGCCCACCCCCUCUGUCUGCCAGGGGGACCCAGCAUCUCUCUAGCCCAGCCCCUCUGUCUGCCGGGGGGACCCAGCAUCUCUCUAGCCCAGCCCCUCUGUCUGCCGGGGGGACCCAGCAUCUCUCUAGCCCAGCCCCUCUGUCUGCCGGGGGGCCCAGCAUCUCUCUAGCCCAGCCCCUCUGUCUGCCAUGGGGCCCAGCAUCUCCCUAGCCCAGCCCCUCUGUCUGCCGGGGGGACCCAGCAUCUCUCUAGCCCAGCCCCUCUGUCUGCCGGGGGGCCCAGCAUCUCUCUAGCCCAGCCCCUCUGUCUGCCGUGGGGGCCCAGCAUCUCUCUAGCCCAGCCCCUCUGUCUGCCGUGGGGCCCAGCAUCUCUCUAGCCCAGCCCCUCUGUCUGCCGGGGGGACCCAGCAUCUCUCUAGCCCAGCCCCUCUGUCUGCCAGGGGGGACCCAGCAUCUCUCUAGCCCAGCCCCUCUGUCUGCCAUGGGGCCCAGCAUCUCUCUAGCCAGCCCCUCUGUCUGCCGUGGGGGCCCAGCAUCUCUCUAGCCCAGCCCCUCUGUCUGCCGUGGGGGCCCAGCAUCUCUCUAGCCCAGCCCCUCUGUCUGCCAUGGGGCCCAGCAUCUCCC
Molecule: messenger RNA, 1861 nt
Organism: Mauremys mutica (yellowpond turtle)
Lineage: Eukaryota; Metazoa; Chordata; Testudines; Geoemydidae
Gene: FEV
Product: FEV transcription factor, ETS family member
Exons: 3
Coding region: 61-699 (212 amino acids)
Biological process (GO): cell differentiation; regulation of transcription by RNA polymerase II
Cellular component (GO): nucleus
Molecular function (GO): sequence-specific DNA binding; DNA-binding transcription factor activity, RNA polymerase II-specific
Source: RefSeq, a predicted model, not a curated record